Lachancea nothofagi CBS 11611 is the source of this 1650-nucleotide messenger RNA. NCBI's taxonomy places the organism in Eukaryota, Fungi, Ascomycota, Saccharomycetes, Saccharomycetales, Saccharomycetaceae. The record is from the annotation of a GenBank genome assembly.
AUGGUCCCCAAAAAGAGAAAGACACAGGAACCAGAAGCGGUUGAAGAAGUAGUUGGCCCACAACGAAAAUACGCUGCUGGAAAGCAGCCACGCCUGGAAGAGCAACUACCGCACGUUGAUUAUCAUGUUCCAUUAGACCCUGAGAGCGAGCUGUUCGCACAGGACGACUGGUUUAUACCCAAGUUCAAUCUGUUUAUUUCGUUCACUCUCGAUAACUUGGUAGAGAGCUACAAAGACAUGUUUAAAGAUUUUAUCAAGCUCCCCAGUAGAAAGUUCCAUCCUGGAUAUUUCUACAAAAUCGAUCAACCGAUCUCGGUUAAUGAGAUAAAGUCAAGGGACUACGAAUAUCUCAAUGGCCACAGAACAUUUCUUUUGGAUGUGGAGCUGAUUCGCAAGAACUGUUUCUCAUAUAAUGAUCCUGAAAGUCUAAUAGCCAAAAAUUCUAUGCAAGUUGUGAACUACGUCAAAUACGAAGUAUUGAAGGCCAAAAAUGUGACACGUAAUUAUUUGAUUAACAAAGAGGUAAAGAAGUUUCUCACAGAUCUGUUGAACAAAGUGCUGAAUGCCACCGACAGAUCAAUUGCAGAACUCAUGGGAAAACCUGCGGAAGGGUUGGAUGACACAAUGCAUAUUUGCGAGCCGUUCAUGGAGCUGGUGCUUCAAGAUGAGCUUCCUGAAUAUUAUGAAGUAAUCCAUCGCCCAAGUGCCCUGAAACUGGUAAAAAGUAACCUGGAGAUGGACUAUUACACCAAAAUUUACGACUUUUACAUUGAUAUGGAAAUAGUCUUCGAAAAUGCUCUGGUUUUCAAUGAACCGGAAACGCUUAUCUACCAAGAUGCCGAAAAAUUACUGCGGUUUUUCCGAAAAUUAAUGCGGGAGAAGUUCUUUGUUGAUUUAAAGGAAUACAGUGAGCGUGGGGAAGCUAAAUUAGAAUACGAUAAAAUUGAGUACGAACAGUACUUAGCUAAUGGUGGAGAUGAAGAAACCGCAGAGGCGGAGGAUGACGAACCUGAGCUAGAGGACUACGACUUCAAUCACUACGAAGGUCUAGGAAAUGGCUACAAUAGAACUCUCUUUUCGGGAGACUACUUGUUGGGACCGAAUAGAUCAAAAAGUGGCGAAUUGAGCACAAAAAGGAUAAUAUUGGAGCCAGCGGAAGAACUACCUGAAGAAUCGAAGUAUAAUCUUUUCAAAUCCCUUGGUUCUGAUGCUGACAUUAAGCUCGAGGAUUCGAGCCCGUACACGCUCAUUCAAGAGCUGACGGUCUCAUCUUCAAGGUCAUAUUACAAACAAGAAUCUAAACCUGCCCAAGGGGCGCUUCCCUCUUUAACUCAGAAAUGGGUCGAAUAUGUUUUGAAAGGGGAGAAUAUGACCCAGAAAGAAAACAUGUACUCAUUGACCUUGCCUCCCGUACAAACAUCGGUGACCAUUACGACUCUUGUGGACUAUCCUACGGACUCCAACUACCAAUCCGUUCUUUCCGUCAACAAAGAAAAAACGAGCCCUAGCGUUUCUACCGAUGAGUCCCCGGUGCAGGAGCGUUAUGAGGUUCGUCUAACGGAGGGCAACAACUAUAUAGAAUUUACAUGCCAAGACCUCGAUAGCGAGAAGUCCGAAGUUUUGAGGCUCUGGAUUGUGGUAUUGCCUUGA